GGGUCCCUCUUGUGACAGAUGGGUAUUUAAAGCACAUCUUGUAGCAGAGCGCGGAGUAAUGAAUGGACGUGGUGAGGCGGACUCUACGGGCAGAGGCAGGGCUCGUUUUAUGCCACACGUUUCCGCAUCAGGGCCUUGUCACUACUGGAUACAGACUGCUGUGCGUGCUUGCCUCGCUGUCUGUUGGGCUAGCAGGCAGGGCCGCGCCGCAUUUCCUUUUCACCAAUGCCGCAAACCCCGCCCCUAGCCGGAUGGGACAAGUAAAAAAAAAAAAAAAAAAAAAAAAUCGUAUUCUCCUAUUGGCUCUGGCACCCGUCCGUCAGCGCUUAUUCCUGAUACACUGACGGCACGCUGACGGUGGUGGGCGGGCGCAGCUAAGAAAAUUAUAAGGUCAUUUGAAUUACGCUUGCUAGCGAGGUUAUCGGCUACAAUGAACCCAGAAAUGAUAUCAGUGAUUGUGACAAUGAACGGAUGAUGAUCGCGGGGUCAAAGUCGACGCGUACAGCCAAGCGAAUUUGACUCCCGACCCACCGGAGGAGAGGAGGAGUAGCGGCAGCAGCUCGUUGUGGUAUUAACAACAGGAGGGGAUCCCGGUGCGUGUGUCUGUCUCUGUGCGUUUCUGUGAGCCUCUGUGAAACCCGAGCAAGCGGCGGCGAGGAGCGGAGGGGGCGACCAAGCUAGCCUAUAAGCCGAUCAAGGUGGAAUCGCACACAACGAGUUUCACGUCAGGGAUUUCUGCGCACCUACAUGCUGUGACGGUGUGAGCCAAGUGCAAGGAUGAUGCGUCUAGCGUGUUGCACAGCCCUGCUGUUUGUGUUGAGGCUGCUGGUGGGCUUGCCUUGGUACCAGGUUCUCCCGGCCAUCCUGAUCUUCUACCUGGGAAGCGGAGGAUGGAGCUUCCUGCAGAUUUUUGCCAGAACAGUUGGCAGGGACUUACAUGCGGCAGUUGUGUUACUGCGGGUGAAGAUGAACGUCAGACGCCACCUUAGAGAGAAGAACACAAUUCCCAAGAUCUUUGCUGAAACAGUGCGUCGUCAUGGGGACAAAACUGCACUCAUCUUCGAGGGGACUGGGGAAAGGUGGACCUUCCGACAGUUGGACGAGUACUCCAACAGAGUGGCUAACCUGCUGCUGGAACGGGGUUUCAGGGAGGGUGAUGUGGUGGCCCUUUUCAUGGAGAACAGGUCCCAGUACGUGGGCCUCUGGCUGGGAAUGGCCAAGAUCGGAGUAGAGGCCGCUCUAAUCAACUUCAAUUUGAGACUGGAGGCCUUGGUCCACUGUGUCACCAUCUCCAAUGCCAAGGCUGUGGUGUUUGGCUCAGAGCUCACUGAUGCUGUUUCCGAGGUACACAGUUCAAUGGGGAAGGCGGUGCAGAUGUUCUGUUCUGGAGAAUGGGAUCCCAAACGGGUCCCACAGGGAACCGAGUGCCUAGAGCCCCUGCUGGAUGGUGCCCCAUCUCACCUGCCCAGCCGGCCGCAGCGCUGCUUCACAGAUCGCCUAUUCUACAUCUACACGUCAGGAACCACUGGGAUGCCUAAAGCUGCUAUUGUUGUGCACAGCAGGUACUAUCGCAUGGCAGCUUUGGUGUAUUAUGGGUUUAAGAUGACAUCAGAUGACGUGCUGUAUGAUUGCCUUCCACUCUACCACUCUGCAGGAAACAUUGUGGGAGUGGGACAGUGUUUAAUACAUGGCAUGACUGUAGUCAUCAGAAAGAAGUUCUCUGCCUCGCGUUUCUGGGACGACUGUGUCAAAUACAACUGCACUAUUGUGCAGUACAUUGGUGAGAUCUGCAGAUACCUGCUGAACCAGCCAGUUCGGGACACAGAGCAGCAACAUCAGGUGCGCAUGGCCCUGGGCAACGGCCUUCGCCAGUCCAUAUGGGAGGAGUUCAUGAACCGCUUCAAUAUCUCGCAGAUUGCAGAGUUCUACGGAGCAACAGAGUGCAACUGCAGCCUGGGCAACUUCGAUAACAAGGUUGGAGCAUGUGGCUUCAACAGUCAGAUUCUACCCUUCAUCUAUCCCAUCAGACUAGUGAGGGUUGAUGAAGAGACCAUGGAGCUCAUUCGGGGACCUGAUGGCGUCUGCAUUCCGUGUAAACCUGGCGAGCCUGGCCAGCUAGUCGGCAGGAUCAUUCAGAAUGACCCUCUUAGGAGGUUUGAUGGCUAUGUCAACCAAUCAGCAACCAGCAAGAAGAUUGCUCAAAGUGUCUUCAAGAAGGGAGACAGUGCCUAUCUCUCUGGUGAUGUGUUGAUCAUGGAUGAGAACGGCCACAUGUACUUCAAGGACCGAACAGGAGACACUUUCCGCUGGAAAGGAGAGAAUGUCUCCACGACCGAGGUGGAGGGAACGCUCAGCAGGCUGCUAGACAUGAAAGAUGUAGUUGUGUAUGGAGUGGAAGUACCAGGAGCAGAGGGAAAGGCUGGAAUGGCAGCCAUCGCUGAUCCGUCUCGUUCCACUGAUCUGGAGAAGUUUGUAAAGGACAUGGAGAAGGCUCUGCCUCCGUACGCCAGACCUGUAUUCCUUCGCUUCCUUCCAGAGGUCAACAAGACGGGAACAUUUAAGUUUCAAAAGACGGAGUUGCGUAGGGAUGGCUUUGACCCCAGCGCGGUGUCGGACAGACUCUACUUCCUGGAUUCCAGCAGAGGGCGCUAUGUGCAGCUGGACGAGGAGACUUACCGCUCCAUACUGUCAGGGAAACACAAAUUGUGAUGACUAGGCUGACCACUACAUUUACAUAUGUACACACACAUAUACACACAUACAAAUACAGAACAGAAGACAAUAUUUUGAGAGCAGGAUAGCAGAAUGCAGAACCUUGCCCCCAUAUACACAAAAAUACAAACAGUAUAAAGUAAUAGCCAUACACAUUCUGUGCACCCAGAGCCAACACAUUUACACACACAUACACAUUGUAUUCCCAAACCCUCUUUGCUCUUUGAUCUCUGAAAACAGACUUAUGCACGCCACUCACACACACACACACACACACACACACAAACACAGCACCACUCCAUCCAUCCCUCCUGAAAUCUCCGCGGCAACUCCUCUCGCUACCUCAGCAAACACAGAGAGGGGCACAAACCCAGUAACCAGGUCUAUUUGGUAACUUGAAACCACUCUUCAUAGCCACACAAUCCCAGUGCACACAGCCCUCAGACAACCCCUUCCUGUUCAUCAUGGUCCAUCAAACCAGAUGUUUUGCUGGGGGACACCGCUCGGGGGAGGGGGGUGAGGAGUACAGGCUGCCUGGCAUCCAGAAUGCACAAACUUGAAACUACAGAUAACCACAAACUUGAUGGAUGAUAAAGAGGAGCAUGGAUUCAGUGCAUACAUAUGUGGCACGGCGGAGGGACCUGUUAGGACCUAAACUGUCUCUCUGAUUGUUGUUAUGUUAACGAGAUUGUUCUGUGAAAGACUGGAGCCUCUAUCCUUGACCUCACCUGCACAAUUAGCCAGCAGUGACAGACCUAUGUGACACCUACACCUUUCCUCUGUUUGAAGUUAACUUUAUCAAAGUCUUUCCUUCAGCUCUCUGGUCUCCUUGUCUUCGUUUCCAUCCUUGCUCUACAGAGCUUGCAAUGAAAAUGAAGUAAGGACACCAAAGGUUUUUUUUUUUUUUUCUAAAGGGAACACAUUAAGAUGUGAAGGAUUUUGGAGAGCCUUUGACAUGUAACUAAUGGUUACAGAAGUUAAAUUAGACCAGUGGUUGAAGCUGAAAAUUUUACUAAAGUGCAAUAGGGCUCCAGAGUUUGCAGUGCAAUAAUCAGCCGCACCACAGCUGAUAUAAAACAAAGCUUUUUAUUUAAAUAUGUCUGCAUUACACCAGAUAUAUUUAAGUUGUAGUGUUUGUUUACAUAUUUAAGAAAAUAUGAAACUUUUAGUAAUUUAUGUUGUUGUGAAAGCUUUCUCUUUUGUUGUAGUGCAAAUGUAUCAGGGUUUUUCUGCUUUACGUGAAUCCAAAUCUGUGCUUCAGUAGCUCUUGGAGUCCUCAUGAAUUGAGCUGCAGUAUGCAUUUUAUAUCAGCAGCUGGAACACAAAAGUAAAGUGCUCCAACUGAGUCAACCCUGGGCUAAAUACAUGGGGUUAUUUCCAUACACAGCACUGUUCACUCACUGAGCGGACGUGCAGUAUGGUCGUGUGGCUUUAUUGUGCAGGUUUUGUCGUAAGAGGUAGAUUUUGCCUAUCGUAGGGUGCUCGUAUAUUCUUCUGAAACAUAUGAGAAGGACUUGACUGAAGAGACAGGAGCACCGAAUUGCCUCAUCAGCGAGGACUUGUGUUUUUAACGAUAUUCUGGUGCUAAGGAGGGAUGUUCUGCCAGAUUCAGGAGAGCCGAACGAUCCAAAGAUUCAAAGGCAGGGAGUAAGGACACUGUAACGGAGAGGAUGCAUCGGAACGGAGCAGUAGAGAAGAAGAGAAAAUGUGCUUUGCCAUCGAUGUCUUGUCCGUUGUCUGCAGUAGCUGUCAUCAGAGGUUGUAGCAGCAUGAAUGAGCAACCACAAGCAGAGCACUGUGCCUUACUGUGAGUUCACCUCCCAGAUUCACAGGCCCUGGCCCAUACAUAGUGUCUCAUAUGGUUCCCUGUGUUGGACUUCAACCGUCACUCGUCUCAUUAAGCUUCUAUCUACCAUAAUCUCAUUUGUCCGUGUCCAAGUUUCCUGUCACAGUGGCAUCGCAAAGCUGGCCCAAAUCUUGGGAAUUCAGGUUUUACUCUGAAAAAUCAUCUCCUAGGAAACGGAGGCAGCCCAGCGACUGACAUCUUCAUCCUGCCAGGUGCAGGACGAGUUUGUGAUGAUGUCUCACUGGGCAAGAGUCCAAUUGCUGCGAGACUGCUGUCACAGAAUUUUCGAGGACUCUAUCCUCCUCACUUCCUUUCCCUCGGAUCUCUCAGCCCUGACUGUAACCUUAAUUUGUCUUCUAGCUGUCUUUAUUUGUUACACAUUUGUUUCUUGGGUUAUCUUUAAGAUAUCACUCGCCCAAGUUUCCAUUUGCUCGGCACCUUUACUUUAAGCCUUUAUCGUCUUUCUGCCAACCACUCCAAUCCUUUGCAUUCAACCAUCUCUUCCCUCUUUCCUCUGUCUUCUCUCUUUCUGACUGUGGCCCCCCUUCCCUUCGAGCAGGCACCUCUGUUUAAUCCUGGCUGUCUCUGUCAGGCUCCAAGCCUCAUUGUCUGCCACGUCUGUGGUCAUGUUGAUUCAGACAAGGGUAAAAAAAAAAACAAAAAAAAAAAACAGCAUUUGAAUACCUUUAGAAUAUUUCCUAAUUGGAUCUCUUUAAAUGUUUGAUUGAGCAUAUUGGAGGGAUUUUUCUUUUGUCAAUUUUUGAGAUUGUUCAGGAGGUUUGGUAACAUCAAGCUCCACCUACACACUCAAAACUGUUUCCAAGUAUCUUUUGCCGAUGUGUGUUGUGUGUAGUCUGCCAUUACCCUGUGAUAUUUCUUUUCCUUACAUUUGAAACUCACCACAUCCUAAGUCACCUACAGUACAGCCAGGCAAGGUGUUGCCAACAUUUGAGGACCGACUGUAACGUAGAUGACUUCCUAUUCUUCUUUCUGUGGCAAUGCUUAGGCUACUUUGUUUUCUGCAGACUGAUUCUCAAUAUGUUUCAACGGCUUUCCUCGGUUUGUACUUUUCACUGACUGACCUUGACGGCUGCAGUCUGCUGACAGCGUUCGUCAAUGUUGCUCUCACUUAUCAUUCCCCUGUUUUGGGAAGAACACCAACAAAGCCGUUUGACAGAAAUUGCGAUUCACCCCUGCUUCUUCUGUAGUCUUCAAUGAGUCUGUCUUUUUCUCUCUCACAAGUAUUUUGUUCUUUAAUGAUGAGUGUGAAAUGUUCUCAUGAAUGUCUGAAAAGCAAAUGAGUGACCAAUGAUAUUGAUUUUCUAAAGUGUGAUUUACGUAUCUAAGCGAACACAAUUUGGCUGUUAUGAUGCUUCUGACUGAGGGUUACACUUGUUAACCCUGACCACCAGGGGGCGCGUGACUAAACAGCCCCACAAAGAGCACUCUGAAUAAGAUGUUUCCAUUUUCACUUUUUUUUUUUAAAUGAGUUUAAAUUAUUAUUUUUGAAGAACUGUUAAUUAUACUUUGAUUGUUUCACUGCUUUAUGUGUUUGCUCUUGUUUUCUUUUUGUGAAAUUAUAGCUUUGUGAUUUUGGUAUAGAAAAAGGGGAUUCAUGCAUGAGUGGAAGACAAUCAAAUGUCAGUUUGUUGUUUGUUUUUUUUUUGUUUUUUUCUACCUUUGGCACAAGGAACCAGCCAGGGAUCUACCUUUCUGGAUGAAAUGGGUUGUAGAUGUUGAGCAGGAACCAUUUCCCAGCUGAAGGCCUGUAGGGAGUGAGGGGUCUAUGGGACAGGGUGUAUUGAGGUUUUCCAGUCACCUGUUUGACCAGAGGGGGGCGCUGUACCCUCACCAAUGCUUUGACAGGGGCGAGUCAAAGAGAGGCACACACAAGCUUCCUUGCCAUUAUUUCAUCACACAGUCCUUGGAUAAGAGAUGUACUGAUUUAAAUGAAACCUUAUAUGAUAUAUUUCAAAAUGUGAUUUUGCGAUGCAAUUUUUCACACAAUUUAUAACAGAUUUCACUGUUUUAUUUAUAAUCAGCUAAAAUCACUUCACUAUUGCAUUUUUGCUUCAAAAGACUGUCAAACAGUUUGACAGAUUAAACCAAUACAAUGCCUUCACUUAAUACACAGAUAAUAAAUGUUGUCAGUGUAUGGUGAUUGAUGUAUAUAUUGAUGUAUGAGAUUAUUCAGUCGAGCUCCAAAGUGAACAAUGUUGUGAGAAAGCCUCACGGGCAUCUAACUAACUGUCACCAGCUUUCCCAGCUCACACUGAGAUUAAUCAAGAUAACCAGAGUCUGAGUGUAAAUCACUGACAUAUGAUCAAAGAAUAAGUCACAGUGAAGUUCACAAUUAUGUGAGGAUCAUUACCCGCCAGACAAGCCACAGAUCACAAACCCUGACUGAAGACUUGCGUGUAUUUGUUUGUUUUUAUCUCUCUGGUCUUACUGUCCCUCAUGUCUCUGAUCAACAUUUAACACCUUGUUUUUGUUUUUUUUUUGCACUUUUUGUUUGUCUUUUUCUCCCGGUCGUGGUCCUCAGGAACAUCAAACAGCGCUAGAGAAGGAAACAAGUUUGUAUGUGUCUGCCUAUGUGUGUGUGAACGUGUUUUUUAUUAUAAUUAUUUUAUCGUCUCAUUGCAAAGGCAGCAGCUCUCAGCUUGUGCAGAGUGUGUAGGGGAGGUCUGUGAGGUGUGCUGUGUGUGUGAGACACACACACUGAUGUCCUCUUGUCCACUGAAGGUUAGCUGUAUACAUCAUGCAUUUCAAGAAAAUGAGACAAAAGCAGUGCUGCAAAUGGAAAAAUCAUUAUUAAUAAAAAACUAUUUAAAUUGUU
This is a messenger RNA of Seriola aureovittata, 7394 nucleotides long. It is a transcript of the gene slc27a4, whose product is annotated as solute carrier family 27 member 4. The transcript has 14 exons. Gene Ontology annotation, cellular component: plasma membrane; microvillus; endoplasmic reticulum membrane. The coding region runs from base 778 to 2709 and encodes 643 amino acids. Lineage: Eukaryota; Metazoa; Chordata; Actinopteri; Carangiformes; Carangidae. Gene Ontology annotation, molecular function: long-chain fatty acid-CoA ligase activity; long-chain fatty acid transmembrane transporter activity. Gene Ontology annotation, biological process: response to nutrient; long-chain fatty acid import into cell; medium-chain fatty acid transport. The record is from RefSeq and is a predicted model, not a curated record.